AUGACUAGCACCACCGUCCUGCGUUGGCCAACGCCUAGCGAUGAAGAGAAACAUGCAAGUGGUCGGCCUGCUACACUAUUACACAAGUACUCUCAGGCACUUCGGCAGAAGGAGUCGUCAUCCAUCGGAGAGAUAUCCCACCAGUGGGCCGCUCGCUUUCCAAAGCUAAGACGUCGACUCAUAGAGGCCCUUGAAGACACCCUUAUGCCCGACAGUCGGGCAUCGCGCCAUGUUGUGGGACCGUGUGAUAUGUUCCAUUUCGAAGUCGCCCUGGACCUAUAUGCCGGCUCUACAUUCCCUAACGGCUCCAAGCUUCGAGGCAUAGUCGACCUCGCCACUUGCCAGCCACGGCUUCCGAGCCGGAAUUUUGGGACCACGGUGAGCGGGUGGAAGCCUUCGCAUCUCCAGUCACCCCAGCCCCUCUCUACCUAUCGCGAUCAGUACCAUACAAUCCGUGUGCCGUUUCCAGAUGACAACUGGGAAGAGACGUUCGCUGGUCUAGCUGAACAUAUCGCUACGAAGCAUAUAAAGGACCAGAAGCGCACAGCCCACAAGGCCCCGGAAGCGCGUCAGGAUGCUCACCCUCAUACGUCAGGGGGCUGCAGGGUCCCAAGCGCCAUGCAACUCUUAUCGAACGUUGCCAUGUACCAGGAAGUCUGGUCAGCUCAGAAUGACGGUAGCGGAAUCUCUGAGGGAUGCUGGACGCGGCGGGCCGUGAUCGUGUGGACUUUCGCCCCUGUCCACCAGCGUCGAAUUGAAAAUGGCAAGGCCAUGACUGGGGCGCCUGGCACUACGUGGCAGUUCCUGACAGAAUUGGAUCCAUUAUCGCAAUACUAUCAGCAGCAUGCGUAUCGUUCACGCUCGUUGACCGGGGCGGGCGGCAUGAUUACUUCACGGCAGCAAUACGUGCCUCCAUUUCACACCGAACAAAGCCCCAGCACGACCUGCGCUGUUGCACAGGAACAGCCAGAGCCCCAACCUCCCGACGAGUUCGCCAGCGUAGAAACCCAAGCGCUCCUUUACCCCUGUGGUCCAAGCCACUUCCUAAUCUUCAAUGACGACAGCUUUCCUACGGGCUUUUCGGACACGUACAUUCCAGAUAUCAGCGCUGCCAUGCCGUGGAAUAACGGUCGCAACCCUGUCUGGGAUUGGGAUCCACUGCUGGAUGCGACCCUGGGACUAGGUGUCCCGUGGUGUUCUGGAUACAACAGUGAGGCGAAUCUGACCAUGGCCGACAGCACGGGGCUCAUAGCGUCAUAUAUCCAAGCGCAGAGCCAGGGGCAGAAGAGGAUGAGCAAAGAGCAUGAUGCGGAAACGACUAUACGAAACGGUAUGGGUGCGAAACGGAUACACCUCGUCCUUUCAAUGCCGUGA
Anthostomella pinea is the source of this 1374-nucleotide messenger RNA. NCBI's taxonomy places the organism in Eukaryota, Fungi, Ascomycota, Sordariomycetes, Xylariales, Xylariaceae. The record is from the annotation of a GenBank genome assembly.